Numida meleagris (helmeted guineafowl) is the source of this 2334-nucleotide messenger RNA. RefSeq names its product keratin, type II cytoskeletal cochleal-like. Gene Ontology annotation, molecular function: structural constituent of skin epidermis. The record is from RefSeq and is a predicted model, not a curated record. Gene Ontology annotation, biological process: intermediate filament organization; keratinization. Gene Ontology annotation, cellular component: keratin filament. Bases 1 to 1851 code for a protein of 616 amino acids. Lineage: Eukaryota; Metazoa; Chordata; Aves; Galliformes; Numididae. The transcript has 9 exons.
AUGAGCAGACAGGCACCGACGGUGAGGUCCAUGCUGGGACGGCGAGGCUUCAGCUCGGCAUCGGAGAUCUGUGGUCGGAGCUAUGCUGCCGCUUGCCAGCCCGCCCGGUGCGCGGCCGGAGCCUAUAGUAGCCGCAGCGUCUGCAACCUGGGUGGGAGCAGAAGAAUUUCCUACGUGAACGGGGUCUGCGGCAAUGGAUGUUUUGGAGAUUUCGGCUUUGGAGGGGUUGUCGGCUAUGGUAAUGCCGGAGGAAGGGUUGGCCUUUGUGGCCCCAGGGGAUACAGCAUUGUGAGGGGGUACCCUGAUCGCAAGGGGGAAGGUAUCCAGGGCAUCUGCAUUGAUGAGAGGCUCCUGAAGCCCCUCUGCGUUGGGGUUGACCCACUGGAACAUGAGAUACGCUGUCAGGAGAAGGAACAGAUCAAGACCCUCAACACACAGUUUGCCUGCUUCAUCGACAAGGUCCGGUUCCUGGAGCAGCAGAACAAGGUGCUGGAGACCAAGUGGGGCCUCCUGCAGCAGUAUGUCCUGCCAAAGAAAGGGAAGAACCUGGAGCUCUACUUUGAGAACUACAUCUGCGACCUGCGGAAGCGCCUGGACUGCUUGCUGUGCGAGAAACAGAAGCUGGGCAACGAGGAGUGUGCCACAAGCCAACUGGUGGAGGAGUUCAAGUGCAAAUACGAGGAAGAAAUCAACAGGCGUACGACUGUAGAGAAUGAGUUUGUGGCACUCAAAAAGGAUGCAGACUGCAUCUUUUUGAACAAGGAAGAGCUGGAGGUGAAGGUGGAUCUGCUCAGAAGGCAGCUGGAACUGCUCAAGUGUGUGUUUGAAGAGGAACGGGCACAGGUCGAUCGCCAGCUGUGCGACACUUCGGUCAUCGUGAAGAUGGACAACAACCGGGACCUGGACAUGGAGAGCAUCAUCAAGAACGUUGAGUGCUGGUACCAAGAAAUUGCUCAGAAGAGCAAAGAAGAAGUGGAUGCCUUCUACCAAACCAGGUUUCAGGAGCUUCAGGAUAAAAGGGGCAAGUACUGCGAUGAUCUGCAGAGCAACAAGUGUGAGAUUUCAGAGCUGACCCGGAUGAUACAGAAGUUGCAGUGUGAACUGGAGAAUGUGAAGAAGCAGGUCUCCUGCCUGCAAACCUCCAUCUGUGAUGUCGAGCAGCGUGGGGACUGUGCCCUGAAGGAUGCACGAGAGAAGCACGUUGAGCUGCAGAAUGCCCUCCAGAAGGCCAAGGAUGAGCUGGCUUGCAUGCUGCGGGAUUACCAGGAGCUGCUGAAUGUCAAGCUGGCCCUGGACAUUGAGAUCGCCACCUAUAAGACUUUGCUGGAGGGUGAAGAGAGCAGGAUAUGUGUGGGGAACCCAGUGAGUGUGUCAGUGGUCAGCAGCGGCUACAACAUCCCUGACGACUGCGGGAUGCUGGCUGCCAAUGCAGCGGCGUGCGGCUACGGCUCCUUGGGGAGACGGUCCGGACGCCACAGCUCCCAGAACGGAGGAUUCAGCUCCCGCAGUGCCGGUAUCCACCCCAAGAGGGUCAUCAGUUCGGUGGCCAAGCCAUGUGUCCCAGAGGUGUUCUGCCAAGCCGGAGGAGUCAACUGUAAAACCGGGGGGUUCAGCUCCCGUAGUGGGGGGUACCCAGCCCGCACCGUCAUCAGCACGGCCAGUGGGGGCUUGAAUGCGAGGAUGGGGGCUUGCCAACCUGGUGGUGUGGUCAGCUUUGGGAACCAAGGCUGCGUCAUCCGGCAGCUGGCGGGCCCGCCGGUGGUGGUGGCCAACAGCCCUGAGGUCGUGGCGUGCAACAACGGCGUGGUGGGGAAUUUUGGGGUGGUCAGAGACCCUUGCGUGGUCCCAUAGGGACAGCAGCCACAGAGGUGGCACAGCCAGGAGCAGCGGAGUGCGGCGUGUAGACGCGCAGUUCCUACCACUGAGAUGAGGCAGAAGGGGUUUUCUGCCCUCAAAUAGCAACAUUUGUCACCCAGUCCGUUCCCAAAUUUGUUAACAUCACAUACACGCCCCAUCACCUUAUGUUUUCAGAGUCCCCAACCUUACAGUCACAUCUAGCAAGCUUCUCCAGCAGGUGCUCCACGUCGUCUUACUUCUCUGAGUUUAUACUGCUUAGGUGACUGCAGCUUUUAGGUUUUGUUUGUUCCACUGCCUUCCCCACCAGCUUUCCCAUAAUGAGCAGAUGCAUUAGGGGUGUUCUUCCUUAUGAGACACCUCUUUUUCUUACAGCACCUCCCAAAGCACUUCAGGAAAGAACAUGACAAUUUAACUUUCCCAGGAGGCGCUGCAUGGAGCACGUUCCUCUUCUUACCCAAAGAGAAACCCUGAGCUGCG